CGCCCCGCCCCUCCCGGCGUGUCCCGGAAGCGGAAGCGGGCCGGCUGCCCUCCUGCCGCCAUCUUGCGGCGGCGGAGGCGGGGGGCGGGGGCGAAAGGCAGGGCCCGGCGCGGCCGCCGACUCUGAGGUGACAGGAGGGUGGUGCUGCAGUACAUAUCUCAAUGCUUAGAUGUUAGAACUCAGCUCCUGCCUUACCAAGGUGAAGAUGUCUAAUGAGGCUCAUUCCUGCAUUUCUGUAUGGACUUUUUUCCCCUCCCUAAAAUGGAUUGGAUCCUCUCUGGCCUUUCAACCAUGUCAGAAGGGGACAGUAUUGAUCUACCAAUCGUGGUUAGACAAGUCUACUCCAUAUACUGCAGUGCGAUGGAUUGUAACUUUGGGUCUGAGUUUUAUCUACAUGAUUAGAGUUUAUUUACUGCAGGGUUGGUACAUUGUGACAUAUGCCUUGGGAAUCUACCAUCUAAAUCUCUUCAUAGCUUUCUUGUCGCCAAAGGUAGACCCCUCUUUAAUGGAAGAUUCAGAUGAUGGUCCUUCCUUACCUACAAGGCAAAAUGAAGAAUUUCGGCCUUUCAUUAGAAGGCUCCCAGAGUUUAAAUUCUGGCACUCUGCCACUAAAGGCAUCCUGGUUGCUAUGGCAUGUACGUUCUUUGAGGCUUUCAACGUUCCAGUUUUUUGGCCAAUCCUUGUGAUGUACUUCAUUAUGCUGUUUUGUAUCACUAUGAAGAGGCAAAUCAAGCAUAUGAUAAAGUACAGAUAUAUACCCUUCACACAUGGCAAGAGGAAAUACAAAGGGAAAGAAGAUGUGGGAAAGACCUUUGCUAGCUAGAAGAUGCAAUCAACCUGUUGACCGAUUCUACUUAUAACUAAAGGAACGAUUUUGAGCCAUUGUAACAAUGCCUUUUUUCUUCAUAAAAUGAUUGAGUGGUGAAAAAGCAGUUGAAGUUUCAUUUUAAGAGGAUCUUGCUAUUUUUAUCUGAAAUAUCAGUUUCUUGAAGAAACUGGCAUUCUAACCAAAUUGCAUUGAGUUUGUCUUUUGUAAGAAGUUGGAGAAACUUUGGAUAAUCCCAUGGAUUUGGGAUAACGGAUUUCUUUCAGGAUCCAUUGCACUGGAGAGAUUAAUGGCUUUGAGUUGGAUAUUUUUACAUUGUUCUCCUCACUGUCACCCUGAAGUGCUGUGCACGUAUGUGGAGGAAGAAAAAGGUGGCACGCACACAUGAUGCUGUUUUCUGCUUCAUGGCCAUGUGCUAUUUUCAUACAAAAAUUCAAUAGACCUAAGUAGAUGCAGAACUUAAGCCAGUUUGCUAAAUGCAUGGUAUUACUGAGUCAUAAAUAUAAAUAGGAGUAAUAAAUCUACAAAAUCAUGGGUUUUUCAGUAGGGAAAAAAAAUGUAUAGCUUCUAAAGUAACUCAUUUCUGUUAGGUUUUAAUGCCAGUUUCACCAUUGCAUCUCCUAGCAGAUGCUAAAAUUGGGCUCUUUCAUGAUGACUCAAAACUUUGUUCAAAAUCUAUGACCAUUUCCUUUGAGGACCUGGAAUUAUAAAUAUAUAUAUAUAUAUAUAUAUAUAUUAAUUGUUAUUAGUUGAAAUUUCUUUCAUACCCAAGGGUUGCUUGAUUAGCUUAAGGUGACUUCAUGCAGCCCCUUCAGAAUAUAUCCAAACUGGCCGUAGGAGACAACUUUGUGGGUUUUAACAAAGGUUUUCAUUUUCUAUGGGAAAAAAAAUCAGAGAUAAAUGACCUGCAUGUAAACUUUUUCAUGUGAUACAACUGCAGUUUUAUUAAGUGACUUUUUAAUUCCAAAAUUUAUUAAAAGACAGUGUCCCCC
This is a messenger RNA of Cygnus olor (mute swan), 1818 nucleotides long. It is a transcript of the gene RER1, whose product is annotated as retention in endoplasmic reticulum sorting receptor 1. Lineage: Eukaryota; Metazoa; Chordata; Aves; Anseriformes; Anatidae. Bases 170 to 823 code for a protein of 217 amino acids. Gene Ontology annotation, cellular component: Golgi membrane. Gene Ontology annotation, biological process: retrograde vesicle-mediated transport, Golgi to endoplasmic reticulum; protein retention in ER lumen. The record is from RefSeq and is a predicted model, not a curated record. The transcript is spliced from 8 exons.